UGAGGAGGACAAGGGCUCCAUCUGGCCCUCCAGCUGGGUGGACAAACCUCCAGGCCAUUCCUGCAUUUCAGUGCCCAUUUUUUUUUGUGUCUACACUUUGCCUCCAUGCAGACAAAACACCCUGUUGAGACUUAUUUCCGCCUCUGCUAGAAAUGAGAAGUGCUGGAGGAGAGGAGGAGGGCACAAAGGCUGUGCUGACAUGUUCCCAUCACUGCUUGCUCACAGCAGAAAAUCCUUUCCACCUGCCAGGAGCUGUCAUUAGACAAGGCAACACUGGAUUUUUUUUUUUUUUUUGACCCUGAAAAUGAACUUUAGGAGGAUUUUCCUAGUCAAGUGUUUGCUGCUUUUAAUUCCCAGUGUAAAAUGCUCCAGCACCAGCUGGAUUUACAAGGCAGUGAAUGAGACAGCUCUUCUCAGCAUCACUGCUCCACUGACCCCUGGGAACAUCUACCAGGUAACAUGGACCAAAGACAGACAAAGGCUGGUUCAGCUCAAAGGUAGCAACUCUAAGCAUUUUGUGAACAAGGAGAAGUGCAGGUGUGGGAUUCUCCGAAACGGGACUCUGCAAAUCCGGCACCUGGAGAAAGAGGACAGUGGAAACUACACCGUGAUGGUUUAUCACGAUGGAAAACUGAAGGCAGAAGAAAAUAUAAUGUUCUUUGUUCAGGAACUUGUCCCUCAGCCAAUCCUCAUCUCUGAAUGUGGGAAUAAAAAUGUAUCUGUCAAAUGUGAAGUGAAACAGAAGGCUAAAGAUGAAGCAUUUAUAAUAGAGCUGACUCAACCCAAUGGCAAAAAAAUCCAAAAGAAUGCAACAAUGCUGCAAUGGCACGGGUGGAAUUCUGGGAUGUUCAGAUGUGUUGCUAAGAACCAAGUCAGUGAAAAAAUGGCUGAAAAAGUAAUUAAGUGCCCAGGCAAAUUGGACUUUUAUUUAAUCUUAAGCAUAGCAGGAGGUGCACUCAUCUUUGUCAUCUUAGUGAUUUGUCUUAUUUGCUGUAUCAGAAGGAAGAAAACAAAAAGGCGUGGAGUUUAUGAGGAGGAGCGAGCCAUGCACAUGCUGCCCAUGGAGCAUGAGAAGGGGAUGCAGGAGGUGCCCCAGACCGUAUCCAAGCCCACCCCAAAGCAGCUCCGGGUGCAGCAGAGGCCGCUGCCCCCCCAGCCCCAGGAGCAGCCGCUGCCCCCACGGCCCCAGCCACGACCCCGCACGCAGCCAUGGACUCCAAACCUCCCGAGGGAAAGGCGCUGAGCACAACUCCUGGUCUCUCUGCUCCACCAUUCACUGGGAAAAAAAGGAAGUUUCCCCCAGCCAGGAGCCCCUCCUGCCCAGCCCUGCAUAAUGCUCAGCUAUGAAAAGGCAGCUUUCGGUGCAGAAAAUUAG
Cinclus cinclus is the source of this 1375-nucleotide messenger RNA. It is a transcript of the gene CD2, whose product is annotated as CD2 molecule. The transcript is spliced from 5 exons. The record is from RefSeq and is a predicted model, not a curated record. NCBI's taxonomy places the organism in Eukaryota, Metazoa, Chordata, Aves, Passeriformes, Cinclidae. Bases 305 to 1243 code for a protein of 312 amino acids.